UUUAUGAGAAGGGAGGGCGGAUCCUAAGAGGAUAUUGUGGCCGGCUUUCAGAGAGAGAGAGAACCCUGCUCCAUCGCUUAUCCCAGACUGAGAGAGAGAGAGAGAGUCCAUCUUCUGCCUUUGCGGAGAGUGAAGACGUGUUCCUGAAAUGCUGAAAUUUCUUCAGAGGACUUUCUGACUUCAAUCCUACUAGUUAAAGAGUGUUAGAGCACUAUAUCUCAUGGAUGGGCUAUAGCUCAUGGAAGAUAAAAAUCAUAUCAGAACAUCCUUGGUCUCCAGGUUACCAAAGUAUGGAACAAAACCUGCUGGGAAUAUCCUUCAGACAGUUUCAAAUGGAACAGCUCUUAAUUUAUCAGGGAAUACUCAGAACAUUGAUAAAAACUUCAGCAAGCACAAUGGCACUAUUAAUAUGGCUUCCUUCUCUUUUAACUGGCGAAAAUCAAAUAAGCACCAACUGGGUGAUCAGAUCAGUAGUGAAUCUAGCUCCUGCCAGAAUUCCAACGAAAGAUUGACUGAUUCUGAAAAAUGCUCUAAGUCUGACAGAGCAGUUGAUGAAGAAGUGCUCAGGGUGGGUUCAAAUAGUUCAUUUUCCAAAACAGCAAAACAAAAUAGCAUGCUUGUUUCAUCUACAGAAGAAUUAAACCAAAAGUGUUUGCCUGGGCUUUCUAGUUCAGCUACAUUUACCAAAAGUACAUUGUUAGGCAGGACGUCAUAUUCUGGACUUAAUGCUCCAAAAUCACACCUAAAUGGAAUUUGUGGAAGUCGGCCAACUGUAGGAUUGCAGAAGGGUAGAGGAAAUUGUACUGCCCCCAAGAGCAGCUCAGGGGAGAGUCUAUCACAGUCAACAGACAAUGUUAAAUCUUCUUGUGAAAAAAUGGUUAGGUCACAAAGCUUUUCACAUUCCAUUCAAAGCUCUCUUUUGACCCCUACAUCCCUAACCAGGUCACAUUCUUUUAAUAGAGCUGUGGAUCUUACAAGGCCUUAUCAAAACCAACACCUAGCUAUUAGAACAUCUCAGAGAUCAAAUCUCUUGUCAAGAAGUUUACGGCAGCUGGAUGUGCCCAACGGUAAUGAACCUUUAAGGUAUGGUUUUGUUAGAACAUAUGCUGCUUUAUUGCCUCCUGGUUUGAAGAAACAGCCACUCUCAAAUGGAUCUGGAGAGGCACCUUCUCUCAGAUUUAGGACAGGGCGCCCUUCAUUAUUGAAGCCCAGCAAUCCGAAUUUGGGUAGAAAGAUCCCUGUGGAUGGCAGUAGAAGUAAAGAUACCGGAAGCUGCACAGUAGAGGACUCUGUUUCAAACAAUGUAGCUGGAAGUACUGACGCAAAAGGCUCACAAGAUUGUGAAAGAACAAAAGAUGGAGAAGCUGUACAUAAUAAUUUUGUAGAAAGUGGCUGUAAAAUAUGCAUGGAUGGUGAUGUCGAUGAAAUAUCUAUAUCCUCCUUGUCCUCUUCUGAGAAAAAUGAUCUGAGUGAAGACUUCAGUGAUGACUUCAUAGAUUUAGAAGAUCCCAACAGAACAAUAAGAAUCCGAGAAGAGGAGGUUCCUGUUCAAGAGCUGGAACAUGGGGAUGGAGUAUCAUUAGAUAAACAUGUGUCUCUUAAAGAAAUUGAAAAACCCAGCUGUAAUUCUGAUGAAUGGCUGGAUAUACAAGUGGCUGAUGAUAAGAGUGAAAGUGCAAAGCAUCCUGUUGGAAACAAUGUGAUUUCCUCGGACAUGGACUACAGGGCUGGCUCCUCCUUUGAGCUUUCUCCAUCUGAUAGCUCGGAUGGGACAUACAUGUGGGAUGAAGAAGGUUUGGAGCCCAUUGGCAGUGUCCAUCCAUGUGGAAGUUAUGACUCUUCAGAAAUGAAUAGUAUAGACAUCUUGAACAACCUUGAUUCAUGUGAUCUUGAAGAUGAUGAUCUUAUGCUUGAUGUCGACUUACCUGAAGAUACACCCUGUGAUAAUGUGGAUUGUGAAAAUAUGAACCGUUAUGAGCGACAAGAACGAAAUACCAGACAGCAGAAGGAGGGGUUGUGGAAGAGAAUGCCACAGCGGUGGAAUGCUCAAGACCACUAUCAUCUUGGGCACACUGAUCAGUAUGCCCAUAGCAAAAGUGAUUUUAACAGGAGCUGCAACUAUUUAGACUCCCCUCCUGUUGGUCAUCUUGAAGGCUAUGGAGGACCAAGCUUGUACCCACCUCUAAGAAGUUUGCCGCCAAACACUGUGAUGCUGGAUGAAAUGACCCUUCGGCAUAUGGUUCAAGAAUGUACGGCUGUGAAAACUCAAUUAUUAAAAAUGAAAAGGAUACUUCACCAGAAUGAUGAAAAUGUGUCACUCCACAACAUCACUCUCUCAUUGCCUUCAAGCCCAGAACUGCAAGAGCCUGAACCAAUAUAUAAGACUGAAGAUUUGCUGAAUGAGAUCACACAACUUAAGGAAAAUUUAAAGAAAAAAGAUGAAACAAUCAAACAGCUAGAGCAUCGACUUUCUACCAGGUGUAAUUGCAACAACGGCACCAAGCAGUCUGAAGGGGCUAUGGGUAUAUUUGCUGACAAAUACACACAAACCUCCUGGAGGAAAUGUUCUGGUGGGUAUUCUGCUCCUUCCUUCUCUCCCUGGCAGGGCUCAUUCCAGGGCAUCCCUCGGACUCUUCCUCCGCAACGCAGACAGACACCCCGCAACAACUCAUGUAGAACGAGUCUUCACCAGAUGCUGCUAUAUUGUGGCAGGCCUCAAAUACUACAGCCUUCCAGUCUCCUUCCCCGUUUCACAGACCUCGUCCAGGGAAAACUAACAAAAACACCACACAUCGCGGCCCACAGUGAACAUCCCAGUGAAGACGAACAUAAACAUGGCCAUGAAUUUCAACAUGCUGCAAAUGGCUCCUACACCAAUAGCCAAGAUGAACUGAGCACUUUAAACACACAAAUUAAUGAAAAGUCAGAGGAAAGUGCACAUUCUAUCAAGAAUGUUAAAGUGAGAGAAAAACCUAAAGAUCUGACUGGCAGAAAAAUGAAUACACUACAUUCUUAUCCCUUUUCUUCCCAAUCAUUUACUCAAGUGAAUGCUCGAGGAGUGCAAAGCAAACUAGUUCUAAAAAGCAGUUGCUCACAAACUAACCAGGCUUCCCCGCCAAAGACUUCAAGAGCUACCAAAUUCUCAAAGCAGAAUGCUUUAGUGCCUCCUUCCAUACCUGUUGCAGAAGCAGCAUCUUCAAAUAGCUCCUCUGCUUCAAAACAUCCUGAGUUACUGCCACCAAGCAGCCCAGCACAACUGCAGUCAGCAUCCAGCCAGCGUGAUCUAAGUAGUAAGAGCCAGAGAAUCUCUAAACUUCGUCCUCCAUCCAUUUCCUUUAAGCCUAAGCAAGUAACAAACCCAAAAGUCAUGAUACCUCCUGUGCAUCAGAACAUCUCAUCACAGACAAACCACUCCAGGCAAAUAACGGAAGCAAAGGAAAAUAUGCAACUUCAAGAUUCAAGUGUCCAGUCCAGUGACCGUGUGAGUUCUAAUCGGCAUUCCCGCCUCCCUAAACCAAAGACAUAUUGAAAUAUGGUUUGCAUAUGCAUAUUUCAAUGCCCUGCAUUGUGAAGCUGCCUACCAUCAUCCUUUCUUCUCUUAAUCAUGACUCUUGGUCAAAAGCACAUAAGCACUGAAUGCUGCAUUUCCUCUGGUACAUACUUAUACCUGUUCUAAUCUCUCUUAAUUUUGUGUCAUCUAGAAAUGUGUAUAAUUUCUUCAAAACAUGGUCUAUAAAUGCCUUCUCCCACUCAUUGCAUUGAAAGAUAUCUUGGCUUAAUAGUAAAGUUUGCAGUGAUAACUGGUUACCAAACAAUUUUUCUGAGUGGGACACACUGCUUGCUGGUAAAUUUAUUCACAUUAGUUUGGAACACUGAAUAAUAAUAAUUGGCUAAGGCUACAUUUGGGGGGGGGGGCUGGCUUAUUUAAUUAUAAAUUAUGGACAAAUUAGUCAGAGCUGGCCUUUUUUAUCUUAAUCCUCAGCCAUAAUUCUGACUCUGACUCUCAGAAGCCUAUGCAAAAUGCUCUAUUUAUAACAGCACCCAACCCUAGACUUCCUAAAGGAGGUAUGCUUAGUGUUUAGUUGAGUCUUUCUCCUUUCCUUUUUAUUUUUGGCGAGGGUAAUCUCCAGAUUGCUCUUUGCUUCUUUGAUCUAUAUUCACUAUUCACAAGUGGCAAACAAAAUUUCACAGGGUGAAAUGGAUUUUAAUUUUAUUUAAGUAUCAGCUAUUCAUGUCUUGUAGAUAACCUGUGAAAUGCAAUUGUAUUCUACAGGUAUUGUGGUAUAAAUGAAAACUAGUUUUUAGGAUACAUGUCCUAAAUCUUUUUUUCAUAUAGACUGUUGUAAAAUAGUAUGUGAUGUGACUCUGGGAAUAAUGGCUCCAUGUUCAUAACAAUUGUUCCUUUUAGAGAUUAACUUAAUUGUGACAUUAUUUAUUGAUCUCUGUUGCUCUUGCAAGUCUCAAGAAGCCAACUUGAAAUAUUUGCACAAACGUUUGCCAUACAUGUAGGGAUUUGAAACUAUUUUUUGUAAUAAAAUUUAAAACAUGCA
Messenger RNA from Sceloporus undulatus (fence lizard), 4550 nucleotides. It is a transcript of the gene CCSER2, whose product is annotated as coiled-coil serine rich protein 2. The record is from RefSeq and is a predicted model, not a curated record. Lineage: Eukaryota; Metazoa; Chordata; Lepidosauria; Squamata; Phrynosomatidae. The transcript is spliced from 13 exons. Bases 239 to 3529 code for a protein of 1096 amino acids. Gene Ontology annotation, cellular component: microtubule cytoskeleton. Gene Ontology annotation, biological process: microtubule bundle formation. Gene Ontology annotation, molecular function: microtubule binding.